Arachis stenosperma is the source of this 1025-nucleotide messenger RNA. RefSeq names its product actin-depolymerizing factor 5-like. Gene Ontology annotation, cellular component: cytoplasm; actin cytoskeleton. The transcript has 3 exons. The record is from RefSeq and is a predicted model, not a curated record. The coding region runs from base 94 to 525 and encodes 143 amino acids. Gene Ontology annotation, molecular function: actin filament binding. Gene Ontology annotation, biological process: actin filament depolymerization; actin filament bundle assembly. NCBI's taxonomy places the organism in Eukaryota, Viridiplantae, Streptophyta, Magnoliopsida, Fabales, Fabaceae.
CCUCACCCACUCAGACAAACUUAGAAAAAAGCAAACACUUUGAUAUACUUAAAUUCCUUGGUCCUCCUCCUCCGAUCCUCUCAACUCAUCAAAAUGGCGAUGGCAUUCAAGAUGGCGACAACAGGGAUGUGGGUGACGGAUGAGUGCAAGAACUCAUUCAUGGAGAUGAAGUGGAAGAAGGUUCACAGAUACAUAGUGUUCAAGAUCGAUGAAGGCUCAAGGCUUGUCAAAGUCGACAAGGUCGGUGCUCCCGGCGAGGGCUAUGCCGAUCUUGCCGCUUCCUUGCCUAAAGACGACUGCAGAUAUGCCGUCUUCGACUUCGAUUUUGUCACGGUUGAUAACUGCCGCAAAAGCAAGAUAUUCUUCAUUGCAUGGUCGCCAACGGCAUCAAGGAUAAGAGCUAAGAUUCUAUAUGCAACAUCGAAGGAUGGUCUGAGAAGAGCAUUGGAUGGAAUCAGCUAUGAGCUUCAGGCCACGGAUCCAGCUGAGAUGGGAUUCGAUGUAAUUCAAGACAGGGCUAAAUAAAAUAAAGUAUGCCCUUUUUUUCUUUUCUUUUUUAUCUUUUUUCAGUCUGAAAAUAUGGGACUACUUUAUGUUAUGUCCCAAAGCUAAUCAAUUAAUCCACCAAUCUCACUCUCUUUUAUUAAAUCAAGCGGGUAAAUUAAAUUACAAUUACUCCAAGCUAAGCCAAUGACUGUGUGCCAUGUGCCACCCCCUCCCUUCUUAGCUAGCUUUGAAUCUGGGACCAUUGUGAAUAAUAAUGUGAGUGGGGGUGGCAUCUAAUUAAUCUUCCAUCUUUAGUGUCAUGAUAUAAUAAUUGAGUUAUUUAUGUGUAAAAUAUGAGUGUCGGGUGUAUGAUGAGGACAUCAAAACUUUGGCUGUAAUCUCUUUUAAUCAUGAAACACAAUUGUUCAAUGGAAGGAAUGCAUUAUUAGCAUAUAACUUUUGACAAGCAAAGUUUAUGCCUUGCCACAUAUGUAAUUAAUGCUUUUGCAUUCUUAUAUAUAUUCAUCCUUAUCCCUUAA